AUGUAUGUUAAUAGACCUGACGAAAUGAAAAAUGUUUGUCUGGCUGAUUUUGCUUCGAUGUAUAAUAUUUCAAAAAAAAAAACAGAUAAUGAUCGAAUUAUAGAAAAUUCUGAUGACGAAGAUAUCACUGAAAAUGAAAGUGAUACUAAAAUUGCUCCUAUGAAAAUGAAAAAUGAUGAAGGUGAUAUUGAUGAUACAAAUAUUGAAUACGAUCAAGAUAAAAAUGAAUUUCUCAUUUAUGAAAUAGGAAAUACUGAAGGUGAUAUUUUUGUUGAAAUGGGAAUAAAUACUCGAACUGAAAAAGUCGAACACUUUAAUGUUCCCAAAAUAAUACCAGACACAGAAUAUCAACAAAUGAUGAGAAAUCUUAAUAAUAAUCAAAGGAAAUAUACUCUAAACGUAAUGAAUUUGAUGAAAAAUGGUGAAAGUCAAUUUUUUCAUUUCAUCAAUGGAGGUGCAGGUGUUGGCAAAAGCACUCUAAUCAAAGCAGUGUAUCAAUCAAUACUAAGAUUUUAUAAUUCACUUCCAGGAUAUUAUCCAGAUAGUAUUCGGGCUGCACUAUGUGCACCAACUGGCAAAGCAGCAGCAUUAAUUGAUGGAAUGACUUUGCAUUCAUUUUUAAGUUUACCAGUAAAUCAAUGCAAACAUAAGCUUGUUCAACUAAAUAGCGAUGUUUCGAAUAGAAUUGGAGUCAAAUUAAAAGACUUACAAUUAUUAAUAAUAGACGAAAUAUCAAUGGUUGGUUUUACAAUGUUUCAACAAGUCGAUGCACGUUUGCAGCAAAUAAUGAGAACAAAGAAACCAUUUGGCGGAAUAUCAGUCAUAGUUUUAGGCGAUUUCAAUCAAUUAAGACCAGUUGUAGAUAGUCCAUUAUGGUCAUUAUUUGAAUUGUUUGAAUUAACAGAAAUUAUGAGACAAAAGGAUGAUAAGACUUUCGCUAUUGCAUUAAGUAAUAUUGCGAAAGGUGCAAUGACGCUUGAAGAUAUUAAUUUAUUAAAAUCACGAAUUGUUUCAAACGAAAAUUUGGAAAUGGUGGGAGAUGCAAUAAGAAUAUUUAGAAGUAAUGCUGAAGUUGAUGCAUAUAAUACAAAAGUAUUGGCCAGUCUUAAUACCGAAGGUGCAAUCGCUAAUGCUUAUGAUUUUUGUAUUGGUGAUGGACUUGUAUCAAUAAGAGAAAAAGUUCUAAACAACAUAAAGAACCUGAAAACAACUGAAACUUACGGUUUACCACUUAAAAUUGAUUUAAAAGUGGGCGCCAAGUAUAUGAUGACAGUGAAUAUUGACACUGAAGAUGGAUUAGUAAAUGGCGCCUGUGGAAAAUUGAUAAUGAUUGAUUAUGGAAAGCUUCAAAAGACUAAUGAGACAGUACCAUGUAGACUAUGGAUUAAAUUUAAUGAAGAGAAAACUGGAAGAAAAGCUAGAGCCAACUUUCAUAAUGUAAUGCGAAAUAGAAAUAUUGAUCCCAGUCUCACACCAAUUGAACCGGUAACACGGCAAAUAAACACACGGUCAACAAAUUUCAAAGUAGAACGGAAACAGUUUCCUCUAGUUCCUUCUGAAGCUAUGACUAUAUAUAAAAGUCAAGGUGGAACUUAUGAAAAAGUCGUUGUUAAUCUAAAGAAAGGGAUGACACGAUCUGAAUUAUAUGUCUCUUGUAGUCGUGCAACAAAAUCAAGUGGUUUAUAUUUAAUUGGCGACUUCGUUCCACCAAAACCACCUGAACGUAAUGAUGCAGUGUCGAUGAUGUUCAAAACCAUGAGAUCCGAACGAAUGCUGAAAUUUUCACUUGAAUUUCCUGAAGAAUCUCAAGGAGAAAGAUUUUUCGUGAUGUUUCACAAUGUACAAUCAUUGAAUAAACAUAUUUUGGAUAUCAGAUCUGACAAAACAUUUUUGUGUGCUUCUAUGAUAAGUCUUGUUGAAACAUGGACAAAACCUACUGAUUCUUUGGAAAUCGAAGGUUUUAAAGUAAUUCACAGACGUAAUUGUAAUGAUACACGAAAACCAUUCGGUCAAAUCACUUACUUAAAAAAUGAUUUGAACCUCACAAGUUUCCAUAAACCAAUAUGGAUAAGAAAACAUGGAAUUUUGACUGAAGUUCAUGUUGAUGAAAUUAAACAAAUUCGUACAGAUAUACCUUUUAAUCUGGAAGAUCUUAAAAUUUAUGAUCAGUCUGAUAUGAUGGUAGUUGACGAAGAAUUCUCUUUCGGUCGUUAUGAAAUAGUUGAUGAAAACGAACAAAUCGAUAUAGAUACGACUUAUAAUCUUGAAGACCUUCACGCCAGUGAUCAAUCUGAUAUGAUGGAAAUCGAUGAACAAUCUUCUUUCGAAAACUAUGAAAUCAUUGAUUCAAACUCGAGAAAGAUUCUUGAUCAAUUUCUUCUUGUACUUGAUUUAAAUAAUACUACAGACACUCAUCAAAUUUCAAGUCAAGCUCAAGUAAUCAAUGAUGUAAUUGAAAAAUCACCGUUUAUAACUAUGCAAAAUAAAGACCGAUUCGUCCGGUUAGAAUUGGAAACAGAAUAUUCUGUUCAAGCAUUUGACUCAGUUUAUGCUCGAACCCGCACGACUGCAGAUGGCAAUUGUUUAUAUAGUUCUCUUUAG
Molecule: messenger RNA, 2601 nt
Organism: Rotaria sordida
Lineage: Eukaryota; Metazoa; Rotifera; Eurotatoria; Philodinida; Philodinidae
Source: the annotation of a GenBank genome assembly